Messenger RNA from Pelagomonas calceolata, 4035 nucleotides. Lineage: Eukaryota; Pelagophyceae; Pelagomonadales; Pelagomonadaceae. The record is from the annotation of a GenBank genome assembly.
AUGUUGGCGGCCCGGAACGAGACCAAGUGGGACUUUGGCGAAGAAGAGUGGGCCCAGAGCAACCUCGUUUGGGGCCUCUUCCAGUUCGUAUGGCAGUUCCUUGCGAGUUUGGUCUACGUUGUCUUGUCGGUCGCUUUGGCUGUUCCGCGGCGCAGGAGCUCGGCGAAGGGCGCGGCCUGGCGCUCGUCAGUCGUCGGCUACCUGCUUAUUUGGGGGGACGUCGCCCGCGUGGCGGCGGAAACUUCGGUCUGCGGCAGCGACUACACCAUUACCAAGAGUUCCAAGAUCAAGACCAAUGAGUCUCCGAGCUCGUCAGUCCAACGCCUUGAGGAGCGGCGCGUGCUCUCGGGCGGCAGCAGCGACUACGCCAUUACGAAGAGUUCCAAGACCAAUGAGUCUCCGAGCUCGUCAGUCCAAAGCCUUGAGGAGCGGCGCGUGCUCUCGGGCGGCAGCAGCGACUACGCCAUUACGAAGAGUUCCAAGACCAAUGAGUCUCCGAGCUCGUCAGUCCAAAGCCUUGGGCAGCGGCGCGUGCUGUCGGGCUACGUGAUGACCGACAGCAACAUUAAAACGGCCGUCGCGGCGUGGCUCGCGGAUGCGACUGCCGCCGAGUCGACGUACGGCCACAUCUCGACGUGGGACACAUCGGGGGUGACGUUCAUGGAGCGGUUGUUCGAAGACGCCUCGUCCUUUAACGAGGACAUCGGCGCAUGGGACACCUCCGGCGUCACGAUGAUGCAACACAUGUUCACCAGAGCCUCGGCCUUCAACCAGGACAUCGGCGCGUGGGACACCUCCGGCGUCACCAAUAUGAACCAGAUGUUCGACGGUGCCUCUGCCUUCAACCAGGACCUCGGCUGGUGCGUGGACAACGGCAUGAACAUGGGCUGGGGCCCGAACUGGGUGUUCGGCAGCACCCCGUGCCUGUCAACGUUAUGCGGCGUCUUGUGGGGCGGCUGUGACAUCCCGAACAAUGGUAAUGUCAUGGCCAACUGGAAGAUCAGAAUUGCAAUCCGGGCGUGGUUCUCGGACGAGAGUGCUGCCGAGACGACGUACGGCCAUAUUUCUACGUGGGACACAUCGGGGGUGACGGACAUGUCUGAGUUGUUUUGUGAUAGCCCCCAUUCAAGUCAACAGUGCUACAACUCGGGCGCUGCGUCCUUCAACGACGCCAUUGGCGCGUGGGACACCUCCGGCGUCACAUCAAUGUACAGGAUGUUCAGUGGCGCCUCGGCCUUUAACGGAGACAUGAGUGAUUGGGCGGUCGACAACGUCAAGACCAUGAAUUCGAUGUUCUAUGGGGCCGAGGCCUUUAACCAGGACAUCGGUGAUUGGGCGGUCCAGAGCGUCACGGACAUGGACUACAUGUUCAAAGAAGCCUCGUCGUUCGACCAGGACCUGGGCUGGUGCAUAGACAACGGCUAUGAAAGAUUCUCUUGUUCCGAUUGCGUGAGAGGCCUGACCACCGCAUUCGAAGACAACAAGUGCGAGUCGACGUCGUGUGGCGUCGUGGAGCAGGAGGAGUGGUGCGGAGUGUUUCAUAGUGUAAGUAUCAGCAAGGCCGUCGAUGCGUGGCUAGCGGAUGCGACGGCAGCCGAGUCGACGUACGGUCAUAUUUCGACGUGGGACACAUCGGGGGUGACGGACAUGUCGGAUUUGUUCAAAAGCGCAUCGUCCUUCAACGAGGACAUCGGCGCGUGGGAUACCUCUGGCGUCACGACGAUGUACCGGAUGUUCAAUGGCGCCGAAACCUUCAACGUGGACAUCAGCGCGUGGGAUACAUCACGCGUUAAAAAGAUGGAAAGCGUGUUCCAGAGCGCCAGGGCCUUUGACCAGGACAUCAGUGGUUGGGUAGUAGACAGCGCCACGACCAUGAAAAUGAUGUUCGACCGCGCUGAUUUGUUCAACAAGGACAUUGGUGGUUGGGCGGUCGACAAGGUUACGGACAUGAGCUCGAUGUUCGGCAGCGCUGAUUUAUUCAACCAGGACAUCGGUGGUUGGGCGGUCGACAAUGUCAAAGAUAUGAACGCGAUGUUCAGCAGCGCUUCGGCCUUCAACCAGGACAUCAGUAAGUGGGCGGUCGACAAGGUCACGAAUAUGGCUUCGAUGUUCGCCGAAGCCUCUGCCUUCAACCAAGACAUUGGCGGUUGGGCGGUCAACAGCGUAACGAAUAUGUACAUGAUGUUCCGCAGCGCCUCUGCCUUCAACCAAGACAUUAGUGGUUGGGCGAUCAAUAAAGUCACGGAUAUGGUCUCGAUGUUCAACCGCGCUUCGGCCUUCGACCAGGACCUCGGCUGGUGCGUGAACGACGCAGCAAGCCCACUAGAUGCGUUUGACGACUCCCUGUGCGAGUCGACGAAUUGUGGCGUGAAGUGGGAGACCAAUGCUGGCGACUGCGACGUAUCGAGCACUGGCAACGUCAUGGUCAACUGGAAGAUCAGAAUUGCAGUUGCAGCGUGGCUCUCGGACGCGUCGGCCGCCGAGACGACGUACGGCCAUAUUUCGACGUGGGACACAUCAGGGGUGACGGACAUGUCAAAUAUGGAUUUCGGUAGUGUCACAGGCUUCAACGACGACAUCGGCGCGUGGGACACCUCCGGCGUCACAACCAUGUACUCCAUGUUCGGCGGCGCCAAGGCCUUUAACCAGGACAUCGGCGCGUGGGACACCUCCGGCGUCACAACGAUGGAGUACAUGUUCAUGAGUGCCUCGUCUUUUAACCAGGACCUCAGCGGCUGGCAGGUCGACGGCGUCACGCGUAUGGAUGAAAUAUUCAACCGUGCCUCGGCUUUUUUUCAAUUGGACCUCGGCUGGUGCGUGGACGACAGCGUGAGCCUGAGCAACGCGUUUAGCGACACCUUAUGCGAGUCGACGUCGUGCGGCAUCGCGGGAGUUGACUGCGACAUCUCGCGCACGGGCAACAUCAUGGUCAAUUGGAAAAUCAAGCAAGCAGUCGCAGCGUGGCUCUCGGACGCCACGGCCGCCGAGGCGACGUACGGCCACAUCUCGACGUGGGAGACUGGUGGCGUGACGGACAUGUCGGAGUUGUUUUGCGCACCGGCAUCUUUUUGGAAUAGUUGCAACACGGCCGCUGCGUCCUUCAACGAGGACAUCGGCGCGUGGGAUACCUCGGGCGUCACGACGAUGAAAGAGAUGUUCGAAGGCGCCACGUCCUUUGACCAGGACCUCGGCUGGUGCGUGGAUGAGGACGUCGACCUGGACGAAGCGUUCGACAACACUCCGUGCGAGUCGACGUCGUGCGGCGUCAAGCACGUGGCAGGCGGCUGUGCGCCGACGCCUGCGCCGACGCCCAAGCCGACAACAUCUGGUCCUUUGCCAACGCCGCGCCCCACGCACCCGCCGCCGACUCCUGGACCUUUGCCCGCGCCGACGCAGCGCCCCACACCCGCGCCGACGCCGAAGCCGUCGCCCGCGCCGACGCCGGCCCCGACGCCGGCGCCGACGCCCGCCCAAACGAUGGUCAAGGUUGCCUCGUCUGUGACGCUGGAGGGCAUCGUCGCGACUGAAUUUAAUGCCGACGAAGGCAUGAAGGCGGCGUUCGCGCAGUCGGUUUUGGAUAGCGCGGGCGGGGCAUUCGACGAGGUGAUCGAUAUCGAGGCCGCCGGCGGGCGCCGGCGCCUCGCCGGCGCGGGCGUCGGCGUCUCCUACACGGGCGUCGCCCGCGUCGUCGGCACCGACGACGCCACGUCAGUUGGCGCAGAUUUGCUGGAACAGGCGUCGGACGCGCUGACGGCCGCUGUCGGCGACGGAAGCUUCUUGACCACUCUGCAGGCCGCGGAUACAGCGUUCGCCGCCGCAACCGUCGACGUCGCGGCGACGCAGGCGGCUAUCGGGGACGCUGCUCUCGAGGUCAUAGUCACGACGCCAAGCCCCACUGCGUCGCCGACGACCCCACGGCCGAUCGGGGCCCCGACCGUGGCUCCGACCGCGACCCGCGGCAGUGACACCGUCGACGCCGCCCGCCGCCUCUCUGGCGUCAGUGCAGCGCUCCUCGUGCUCGCUCUCGCCGCGUGA